This is a messenger RNA of Penicillium maclennaniae, 858 nucleotides long. RefSeq lists its product as uncharacterized. Gene Ontology annotation, molecular function: copper ion transmembrane transporter activity. Gene Ontology annotation, biological process: copper ion transmembrane transport; intracellular copper ion homeostasis. The record is from RefSeq and is a predicted model, not a curated record. NCBI's taxonomy places the organism in Eukaryota, Fungi, Ascomycota, Eurotiomycetes, Eurotiales, Aspergillaceae. Gene Ontology annotation, cellular component: plasma membrane. The transcript has 4 exons. Bases 1 to 858 code for a protein of 285 amino acids.
AUGGACAUGAGUGAUAUGACAACAUCAAUGUCAAUGGCGACAGCGACGUCAACGGGCACCAUGUCCAUGACAAUGUCCAUGGCCUCCUCAACUGCCACUUCCAGCAUGUCUGGCAUGUCUGGCAUGUCUGGCAUGUCCGACUCAUCAAUGACAAUGUCCAUGUCUGAGAUGAUCAUGACCUUCUUCACCUCAUUCAAGACACCCCUUUUCUCGGAAGACUGGACACCAACCUCAAAAGGUCAAUACGCUGGCACCUGUAUCUUCUUGAUUGUUCUCGCCGUGAUUCUCCGCGUUCUCAUUGCCAUUCGACCUGUUCUCGAGGGGCGAUUAUGGACGGACGGCUUGCAACACGCCACAAUUGAUGGAAAGCCUGAUACUCAGACAAAGCACAUGUCUGGUGUUCACCUGAGUAUGCAAGAGCUCGGCAAUCGUUGGUCCAGGUGGCGGGUUAACCCUGCCGCUGGGCGAGCUACGUGUGAGAUGGUCAUUGCUGGAGUUGCAUAUCUACUGAUGAUCGCGGUAAUGACGAUGAACCUCGGAUACUUCCUGUCUGUUUUGGGUGGAAUUUGGCUUGGAACUUUCAUCAUGGGCAGUGUGGCAGCCCAGAUAGCAAACAAGCUCAAGAUACGGAACGAUGACACCCGUCAGGUGCCCGAUACCAGACCCGAUGGGAAACCAGGCGCUACCCGAACCGCCAAUGUCUCCCACUGGCAGGCGGCUGCGCAAGCCGAGGCCAAGUCAAUUAAAGACUGGAUUAAGAAGAAUGGGUUGCAUGCUGUGAUUCAGACGUUUGAGGUACCACAAGAUGCCACCAAGGAGUUCGAGGAUAUCCUUAGAACGGCAGCAAACAAACUCUAA